Molecule: messenger RNA, 1976 nt
Organism: Homo sapiens (human)
Lineage: Eukaryota; Metazoa; Chordata; Mammalia; Primates; Hominidae
Gene: ZNF358
Product: zinc finger protein 358
Exons: 2
Coding region: 194-1900 (568 amino acids)
Cellular component (GO): nucleus
Source: RefSeq, a predicted model, not a curated record
GAUUUCCACUCUCUCUCCUGGCUGGCAGCGGGGAUCUGUGUCUCCAAGGAAAGUUUGCCCCGAGCCCUUCCCGGCCCGGCGUAGGGUUCUCCGGAAACCAUCACUCACAUCUAGCACUUGGAGGCCUCCAGGGACAGCGGUGACCCACCAUCUGGGUCUUGCCCCAGAAGCUGCGGGCACAUCCACGCCUGAAAUGCGGCGCUCAGUCCUGGUCAGGAACCCAGGCCACAAAGGCCUGAGACCCGUUUAUGAAGAGCUCGACUCUGACUCCGAGGACCUAGACCCCAAUCCUGAAGAUCUGGACCCGGUUUCUGAAGACCCAGAGCCUGAUCCUGAAGACCUCAACACUGUCCCGGAAGACGUGGACCCCAGCUAUGAAGAUCUGGAGCCCGUCUCGGAGGAUCUGGACCCCGACGCCGAAGCUCCGGGCUCGGAACCCCAAGAUCCCGACCCCAUGUCUUCGAGUUUCGACCUCGAUCCAGAUGUGAUUGGCCCCGUACCCCUGAUUCUCGAUCCUAACAGCGACACCCUCAGCCCCGGCGAUCCAAAAGUGGACCCCAUCUCCUCUGGCCUCACUGCCACCCCCCAGGUCUUGGCCACCAGCCCCGCGGUGCUCCCCGCCCCCGCCAGCCCGCCCCGGCCCUUCUCCUGCCCGGAUUGCGGGCGAGCCUUCCGCCGCAGCUCCGGGCUGAGCCAGCAUCGCCGCACGCACAGCGGCGAGAAGCCGUACCGCUGCCCCGACUGCGGGAAGUCCUUCAGCCACGGUGCCACCCUGGCUCAGCACCGUGGCAUCCACACUGGGGCGCGGCCGUACCAGUGCGCGGCCUGCGGCAAGGCCUUCGGCUGGCGCUCCACGCUGCUGAAACAUCGCAGCAGCCACAGCGGGGAGAAGCCGCACCACUGCCCGGUGUGUGGCAAGGCCUUCGGGCACGGCUCGCUCCUGGCACAGCACCUGCGCACGCACGGCGGCCCGCGGCCCCACAAGUGCCCGGUGUGCGCCAAGGGCUUCGGCCAGGGCUCUGCGCUGCUCAAACACCUGCGCACGCACACGGGCGAGCGGCCCUACCCGUGUCCGCAGUGCGGCAAGGCCUUCGGGCAGAGCUCGGCGCUGCUGCAGCACCAGCGCACACACACGGCCGAGCGCCCCUACCGCUGCCCCCACUGCGGCAAAGCCUUCGGGCAGAGCUCCAACUUGCAACACCACCUGCGCAUCCACACGGGCGAGCGGCCCUACGCCUGCCCGCACUGCUCCAAGGCCUUCGGCCAGAGCUCAGCGCUGCUCCAGCACCUGCACGUGCAUUCGGGCGAGCGUCCCUAUCGCUGUCAGCUCUGCGGGAAGGCCUUCGGCCAGGCCUCCAGCCUCACCAAGCACAAACGGGUGCAUGAGGGUGCAGCCGCUGCUGCAGCUGCCGCGGCCGCUGCAGCUGCAGCAGCGGCCGCCGGCCUGGGCCUCGGGCCUGGCCUAAGCCCUGCAUCCAUGAUGAGGCCGGGGCAGGUCUCCCUCCUGGGUCCUGAUGCUGUUUCUGUGCUCGGCUCUGGCUUGGGCCUCAGCCCUGGCACCAGCUCUGGCCGCAACCCUGACCCUGGCUCUGGGCCGGGCACUCUGCCGGAUCCCAGCUCCAAACCCCUCCCCGGCUCCAGAUCCACCCCCAGCCCUACUCCUGUGGAAUCUUCUGACCCAAAGGCUGGGCACGACGCUGGUCCCGACCUUGUGCCCAGCCCAGACCUUGAUCCUGUGCCCAGCCCAGACCCUGAUCCUGUGCCCAGCCCUGAUCCCAACCCUGUGUCCUGCCCUGACCCCUGUUCUCCCACUCGUGGCACUGUCAGCCCAGCCCUCCCUACCGGCGAGAGUCCAGAGUGGGUACAGGAGCAAGGGGCACUGCUGGGGCCUGAUGGCUGAAGGAGACGCCGGCAUCCUCGGGGGCCUGGGGAAGUUGUGUGUUGUGCAGUCAGUAAAAUCCUCCCACUGCCUCCGG